AUGGCGCUAAGACGCCAACGUACUCGUGCAGACUUCCAGUUUUAUGACUGGAAAACAAGCGUUACAAAUGUGCUGAAAUUACCAGGAUCGUGGCAUUUCAAAUUUAAUGCUUCUAAAAGAUUUUUCCUGAGAAAAGAUAAGAAUAAUAAAAUUGGAAUCAAAGGGGAACCUAAUUAUGUAUCUGAAGCGGUCAACUAUGGGAAUGUUUGUAAAAGAGGAAAGUCUUAUGAAAAUAUUAAACCUACGUUGAUGAAUAUUGGAGUUCCUGUAAAAACAGAAAAAUUAAAUGACGUGAGAAAACUAUUGAUUAAACAUUUCGGAGAAGACUGGAUUACUAUUGAAAAUCUUCAACAUUAUAAGUUUAUACAAGAAGAAGAAAAUAAAAGUAAUUUAAUAGAAACUUACUCUGAAGAAACUCUAAUGGAAGAUGAAAUAGAUAUAACAGUGUAA
Parnassius apollo (apollo) is the source of this 450-nucleotide messenger RNA. The record is from the annotation of a GenBank genome assembly. Lineage: Eukaryota; Metazoa; Arthropoda; Insecta; Lepidoptera; Papilionidae.